CGAAUCAAAACAAACGUCUUAUCAUGCAACAUCCAAAGUAACUUCGGAAAGUGCAAGAAAAAGUAUUAUGCGUGAUUUUAAUUUCAUAACUUUGUUUUAAAUUUAAAAAAUUACGCCUGGUUAAUCGGUGUCGCUUAAUCUGACGGAAAAUCAAGUGCUUACAAUGCUCAGUUUGAGCCAAAGACUGUCGCGGCGCUGCUUCUCGACGUUGCACAACUCGCGACGUAUUUUCCCCUUCCAAAGUUCUCGGUCCGCUCGAAUCACAGCCGUUUCGUUCCGGGGCAAGAAAGAUGACAGCAGCAGCCGGCUGUUUACGCCGGUCCCGAUUCGACCGAACCCGGACGAUAUCAACGUCGGAGCGGAGCUGACCGGUGGCGUCCUGGACAAGGCCGAAAUGCUCAAAAUGAUUCUGCAGUUCAGCAACAGGCGAGAGAUUCGAUUCUUGUGUUUGGAAAACGGGAUCGACUCGAAUCUGCAGUCGCAGGCGUUCACCAGCUUCCGGCGGUACUGCCUGGAGACGGACGCCCUGCCGGCGGAUCUGCACGUGGUGUUGAGUGAUAUAUUGCAGGGCGCUGGGCACGUGGACGACAUUUUCCCGUACUUUUUGCGCCACGUCAAGCAAAUCUUCCCCCAUCUGGAGUGUAUGGACGAUUUGAAGAAGAUUUCGGACCUGCGCCAACCGGCGAACUGGUAUCCGAGCGCUCGCGGCAUCAAUCGAAAGAUCAUCUUCCACUCGGGACCGACCAACUCGGGCAAGACGUACCACGCAAUGAAGCGUUUUCUGACGGCAAAGUCGGGCGUUUACUGCGGUCCGCUGAAGCUGCUGGCCAGCGAGGUGUACAACAAAAGCAACCAGCGGGGGACGCCGUGCGAUCUGGUGACCGGCGAGGAGCGCAAGUUUGCCGAUCCGCUCGGGAAUCCCUCGAAGCACGUGGCCUGCACGGUGGAGAUGACGUCGAUUACGACGCCUUACGAAGUGGCCGUCAUCGACGAAAUCCAGCUGCUUAAGGACGUGGGCCGGGGUUGGGCCUGGACGCGUGCCCUGCUCGGCCUGAUGGCGGAGGAAAUUCACGUGUGCGGCGAGCCGGGCACGCUCGAUCUGCUGCAAAAGAUGUGCGACACGACGCACGAAACGCUCGAGGUGCGCAACUACAAACGGUUGACGGCACUGCACAUCGAAGAUCACGCACUGCAAACGCUGGACAACGUUCGGCCGGGGGAUUGUAUCGUUUGCUUCAGCAAGAACGAUAUCUACACGGUGUCGAGGGAAAUCGAGGCGAGAGGACGGGAAGUGGCGGUCAUUUACGGUGGGUUGCCGCCGGGGACGAAGCUGGCGCAGGCGGCCAAGUUCAACGAUCCGGACAAUAGCUGCAAGGUGCUGGUGGCAACCGAUGCGAUCGGGAUGGGCCUUAAUUUGAGCAUUCGGCGGGUGAUUUUCUACUCGAUGAUCAAACCGACGGUGAAUCAGAAGGGGGAGAAGGAAAUGGACACGAUUUCAGUGUCGCAAGCAUUGCAGAUUGCCGGACGAGCUGGGCGGUACGGAAUGAAGUGGGACGAAGGAUACGUGACCACGUUCAAGCCGGAAGACUUGCCCACGCUGAAAAACAUUCUCGGGCAAACGCCCGAUCCGCUGACCCAAGCGGGACUCCAUCCGACUGCGGACAUGAUCGAACUGUACGCGUACCAUCUGCCAAACGCGACGCUCAGCAAUCUGAUGGAGAUUUUCGUUUCGCUCAGCAUCGUCGACGAUUCGCUGUACUUUAUGUGCAACACCGAAGACUUCAAGUUCCUCGCCGAAACCAUUCAGCACGUGCCACUUCCGCUCCGAGCGCGGUACAUCUUCUGCUGCGCCCCAAUCAACCGCCAAAUGCCGUUCGUCUGCUCAAUGUUCCUCAAAUACGCCCGACGCUACAGCAAAAACGAACCCGUCACCUUCGACUGGCUGUGCAACCAGUGCGGCUGGCCGUUCCAACUCCCGCGCACCAUCAUCGACCUCGUCCACCUGGAAGCCGUGUUCGACGUGCUCGACCUGUAUCUCUGGCUUAGCUAUCGCUUCCCGGAUCUCUUCCCCGACGAAAAGCUCGUCCGAGACAUCCAGAAGGAGCUCGACGACAUCAUCCAGCAGGGCGUGUUCCAGAUCACCAAGCUGCUGAAAAACUCCGAAACGGCCGUCUCGACCAACACCCCCGACGAGGACUCGUUCGUGAUGCGCCAGAAGAAGAGCAAAUACUACCGCGAGAAUGCCCCGCGGGGGAAACUGACGGAGCGACUGUUGGCGCAAGGACUGCUCACGCCGGCCAUGCUGCAGGAGUUGAAGGCCGAGUGGGACCAGGCGCAACCGUCGAAGGGCGGAGAUGAUGACGAUCUGGGAGGGAAAAAGGGCCGUCGGAAGACGAGGAAACCAAAGUGAGGAACGAUGGCGGUCGUUGAAUAAAGGGAUUUUAAUAGCCUAUGUUAAA
Messenger RNA from Culex pipiens pallens (northern house mosquito), 2459 nucleotides. It is a transcript of the gene Suv3, whose product is annotated as ATP-dependent RNA helicase SUV3 homolog, mitochondrial. Gene Ontology annotation, cellular component: mitochondrial degradosome. Gene Ontology annotation, molecular function: RNA helicase activity; ATP binding; hydrolase activity, acting on acid anhydrides. The transcript is spliced from 2 exons. The record is from RefSeq and is a predicted model, not a curated record. NCBI's taxonomy places the organism in Eukaryota, Metazoa, Arthropoda, Insecta, Diptera, Culicidae. Bases 164 to 2410 code for a protein of 748 amino acids. Gene Ontology annotation, biological process: RNA catabolic process; mitochondrial RNA 3'-end processing.